Messenger RNA from Arxiozyma heterogenica, 930 nucleotides. It is a transcript of the gene ERG25, whose product is annotated as methylsterol monooxygenase. Gene Ontology annotation, biological process: ergosterol biosynthetic process. The transcript has a single exon. Lineage: Eukaryota; Fungi; Ascomycota; Saccharomycetes; Saccharomycetales; Saccharomycetaceae. Gene Ontology annotation, molecular function: C-4 methylsterol oxidase activity; iron ion binding. Bases 1 to 930 code for a protein of 309 amino acids. The record is from RefSeq and is a predicted model, not a curated record. Gene Ontology annotation, cellular component: endoplasmic reticulum membrane.
AUGGUAUCCGCAGUUUUCAACAACUCAACUAUCGCUGAGUUGGUCCAAGCAGAAUCUUUCACUGAAACCCUACAUAAUGUUAUGAAAUAUCAACCACAAUUGAAUAUCAUGGAACAAUACUGGGCAUCUUGGUACUCUUACAUGAACAACGAUGUCUUAGCUACCGGCUUAAUGUUCUUCCUUUUACACGAAAUCACGUAUUUUGCUCGUUGUUUACCAUGGUUCAUCAUCGAUCAAAUACCUUAUUUCAGACGUUGGAAGAUCCAACCAACUAAAAUUCCAUCUACUAAAGAACAAUUAUAUUGUUUGAAAUCUGUCCUUUUAUCACAUUUCCUUGUCGAAGCUAUCCCAAUCUGGACUUUCCACCCAAUGUGUGAAAAAUUAGGUAUCUCCGUCGAAGUUCCAUUCCCACACUGGAAGACUAUGUGUUUUGAAAUCGCCUUAUUCUUCGUCUUGGAAGACAUGUGGCAUUACUGGGCUCACAGAUUAUUCCACUACGGUUUCUUCUACAAGUACAUCCACAAACAACACCACAGAUACGCUGCCCCAUUCGGUUUGUCUGCUGAAUAUGCUCAUCCUGUAGAAACUAUGUCCUUAGGUUUCGGUACCGUCGGUAUGCCAAUCUUAUACGUUUUAUACACUGGUAACUUACAUCUUUUCACCUUAUGUAUCUGGGUUGUAUUAAGAUUGUUCCAGGCUGUCGAUUCUCACUCCGGUUACGAUUUCCCAUGGUCCUUAAACAAAUUCUUGCCAUUCUGGGCCGGUGCUGAACACCAUGACUUACACCACCACUACUUCAUUGGUAACUACGCUUCUAGUUUCAGAUGGUGGGAUUACUGUCUUGACACUGAAGCUGGUCCAGAAGCUAAAUUGGCCCGUGAAGAAAAGAUGAAGUUAAAGGCUAACAAGAAUGCAAAGAAGAGAGUUUAA